Messenger RNA from Sclerotinia borealis F-4128, 387 nucleotides. NCBI's taxonomy places the organism in Eukaryota, Fungi, Ascomycota, Leotiomycetes, Helotiales, Sclerotiniaceae. The record is from the annotation of a GenBank genome assembly.
AUGCUUGGCAAUUAUUCGUCCUGGGCUACCCUCACAUCGAUCAUGUUUGAUGAUUCAUGUCACGGACUUACCGGUGACGAGUGGAAACAUCUCCGUCCAAACUUCGUUCCUAUGGACAUGAUUUUGACUGGUGAUAUGCCUCGGAAAUCGCCUCGGGCAAUUUCUGCCUACCCAAAGCAAAUUGACGGCAUGUUGGGCAUGUACGAGCCUAUCCUCACUGUCGUUGUAGAAGCCGCCACUUUGCUGGGCGUCUCUACCUCGCCUCUUAAGUCGGUGGCGACGGUGGCGCGGGAUAAAUGUCAAGCUGAAGACGCGCGAGGUCCUCUACUUCCUGAGUUGGUUGUCACAAUCGUUUUCUCGAGCAUGUCUGCUAAGCCAACUCCCUAA